This is a messenger RNA of Periophthalmus magnuspinnatus, 6866 nucleotides long. It is a transcript of the gene erf, whose product is annotated as Ets2 repressor factor. Gene Ontology annotation, biological process: cell differentiation; regulation of transcription by RNA polymerase II. The transcript is spliced from 6 exons. Gene Ontology annotation, cellular component: nucleus. Bases 607 to 2508 code for a protein of 633 amino acids. The record is from RefSeq and is a predicted model, not a curated record. Lineage: Eukaryota; Metazoa; Chordata; Actinopteri; Gobiiformes; Gobiidae. Gene Ontology annotation, molecular function: DNA-binding transcription factor activity, RNA polymerase II-specific; sequence-specific DNA binding.
GGGCGGCCCCGUGUGGCAGGAGGAGAGCGAUACACGACACCCCGGCGGAGCGCGCAGAGAAGGGGGGUCAAACACCGCCAAGAGAGAGUGGAAAAAGAAAAGUCUUGCGGAAAAAGCGGAGUUAGCGAGUUGGCUUGGGCACUUUUGUUCAUUUGCGCGGAGCUUUCUGUGUAUUUGCAGCAAAGGAGAGGAGGAUGUUGAGGCGGGUGGAGCGACCAUGCGACAUCGUUACAACAAAGUGGAUGGACGCGUAGACUGGCUGCAUUCCGCUGCUCCAAAACAGACCCAAACUUCACCCACCCAGCGCCAUUCAAACCCGAACGAGUGGACUUCCCCCCGGACAACUUUUCUCGCCACACUCCCCUCUCCAACGAGCCACUGCCGCUGCGUAAAACUUUCCCAAACACGCGUGAAUGUGCACUUGUGGUAAAAAAAAGGACUCCUACGCUGAGUUAGUUGUUACAAAGUAGUUUUCAAAGGCAGUGAAGAGGAGGAGGAGGAGGACUGUGGUGCGGUGCCGCGGCUAACUGCUAGAGCGCAAAGUUAAGUUACCAAACGUCGGGGGGAAAAAGUGCCUGAAGCGAACAGCCGAAGAAAGCAACAAAGAUGAAAACCCCGGCAAAUUCGGGGUUUGCUUUCCCGGAGUGGGCCUACAAACCAGAAUCCAGCCCCGGCUCCAGGCAGAUCCAGCUGUGGCACUUCAUCCUGGAGCUGCUGAGGAAGGAGGAGUACCAUGAGGUCAUUGCGUGGCAGGGCGACUACGGCGAGUUCGUCAUCAAAGACCCUGACGAGGUGGCCCGUCUGUGGGGGGCACGCAAGUGCAAGCCCCAAAUGAACUACGACAAACUCAGCAGAGCACUCAGAUAUUACUAUAACAAGCGGAUCCUCCACAAAACCAAGGGCAAAAGGUUCACCUACAAAUUCAACUUCAACAAACUGGUGCUGGUCAACUACCCCUUCAUCGACAUGGGCUCAGGUCGAGGUGUCCCCCAAAGUGCCCCUCCCGUUCCCUCUGGAGGCACCCACUUCCGCUUCCCCCCCUCCACCCCCUCAGACGUGCUGUCGUCUAGUGAGGAGCUGCGCAGUCCGGGCAUGUACAGCGCAGUCAGCAGGCGCAUGGCUCGGGGCUCCGUCAGCGACUGCAGCGACGGCACCUCCACCAACUCUGAGCUGGAGGAGGCCGGAGCAGAAGAGAGGGGAGGUGGGGGUCCCGAUCGGGCGUACCGAGGCUUGCUCCCCCCACGCCUCCCCCACGAUUCCCUGUUCAGAGUCUUCGGCGGAGGACCUGGAGGAUUGGCCAGACCGACCCCUCGAGUCCACCCUGAUCCGCUGUCUCCCUUCCCAGUCUCUCCCCUCCCUGGACCGGGUCUUCUGCCUCCGCUGUCCCCUGCUAUGUCUAUGACCCCUACGCCUCAUCUCCCCUUCACCCCCUCCCCCUCUCUGCCCUCCCCCCUUAUGGGAUCCCACUUCUCGUUCAACGCAGAAGACAUGAACCAUUACCUGCAAGCACAUAACCAGUCCGUAUACAACUACCACCUAAGCCCCCGCGCUUUCCUGCCCUAUCCCAACAUCAUUGUCCCACAGCCCCACAGACCCACCCCAGACAAGCCCUCCCUCCUCCACGGCCCACCACUGGGUCUCUCUCACUCCCUUGGGCAGCCAAUCGGGGCAACUGACGAGUUUAAGUUUAAAUUGCAGCCUCCGCCCCUUGGCAGAAAGCACCGGGAAACAGGGAGUACCCCGACUGCUUCCUCCUCCUCCUCAUCGUUGUCUGGGUUUUCAGGGUCUAGCCAGAACCUGAGUACCCCCAGUCUGUCUGCAGUACCACCCAAGAUUAAGGUUGAACGCAUCUCAGACGUGGAGUCAGACGAAGAGGUGGAGGUGACUGACAUCAGUGAGGAGGACGACGACAUGAAUCACCAUGAUGACAGGGAGGAUGACGACGAGGGCGACAUCUUCACGCCUCUGUCCCGUCACCGCAUCCUCCAUCACCAUAGCAACGGGACCGGCAGCAUCGUCGGUCGCCAUGGCAAUGGGAACAUGAGAACCAGCACCCCACCGCCCCCUCCAGCUAAUGGGAUGGCAGAAGAUGAUGACGACGAAGAUGUGUUUAAGACUCCCGCUACCCCUCCCACUGGGACCAUGCCUUUCCCCCUGCUCAAUCUGAAAGCAGAGCCAGGACAAGGCAACAGCGCGCCCAUCAGCCCCGGAGGAACACGCUGCAUCCCGCUCAAACUGAGGUUCAAACGACGCUGGAGCGAAGAUCAAAAGACAGAGGCAGAUGGUAGAGAUGUUGAGCGGGAUGGCGAGGCAGAGGAUAAGAAAGUCCGCGCCGAUGGAGAGGAGGCUAUGGAGGAGGACCAGAGGGGGGCAGAGGAGGAGUCCAUGCCUGCACGAGGAGCAGUGAUCCUGGGGUUAACUCUCCCACCUCCCCCUGUACAGCGGCGGGGCAGUUCAGAGCUUCAGAGGGCAACUGCACAGCUGUCCCUGGAAAACCCAACCUGCUGAGACCCAAUGACACAUAGAUACGAAAGACGUACUGGCUUCUUGUUGACGCAGACCAUAGGCAAGAUCGUAGCAAGUUUUAGCCAUUAGCCAAAGUUCAACCAUUGGCAUAGUAAAGUGAUAGUGUAUUUUUGUAUAUUAAAUAGUGGCUUCUUAACAAACAUAUAGCAGACCAAGCAUCUAUUUUUACUUGUUAAAUAAUUUUUAUAACCAUAUUUUAUCCCAAAGUUUGUAUCAAAAAUGAGACAUAAUGUGGGCAUUUUUACCAGGCAAAUCACUAUUAUAUCUAGCCAUUUAAAGACCCCUUUGCUAUUACAUGCCAGGAUGCAGUAUAUAUUUUAUUCUGCAUAAAGAGGCAAUUUCCAAAGCACAAUAUGUAUAUAUAAAGUAAAAAAAUUAUGGACACUCCUCAUGAUGGCACACAAAAUUUCCAAAAUAUAGGAAUGCUAAUGAUUAUUAGCAUUUCAGUAUUAGCAUUAGCUUUGAAGUUUGUCAGUGUUUGAAUCCUGGCCUGUACUGUCAACAAGCAGCUCUCAGUUUUUGUGAUCUAUGUGGAGCCAUUGUACUAAAGCCUGCAUUGCCUCCAAAACAACAUGGACACUAUUAAAGAAAAACUAUAAAUCUUCAACUUGCAACAAAAAAUGGAAAAGACAAACUACAUUGGUCCUUCUCUGGACUUAUAAAGAGCUGUGGGAUUCAUUCACACUGCCUUUUUCAAAGUCUGUUGGUGCCAGUUUAGCCUGCCAGCCUCUUGCAUCUCACCAUGUGCCCAGAAUAUGUUUUAACACGAUCUACUGGCAGCAAGCGAGCAUUGUUACUAAAAUACCAAUCGCUUUGUUUAGAGGACAUGUACAGCGCAAUUUGUCACUAGCAAGGCGCCUCUUUGCUUUCAUUUCCACAUUGUUACUCAAUACUCAAUACACAAAAUCUGUCUUCAAGGUGCACUAUGUAACUUUUCUGGUGGAAGGUAUACCACUUGGUUGUCUCCAUAGAGAUGUUAUUGCUUUGCCCGGAAUGUUAUUUAGUAUGGCAUUAAACUCAUCGCUCUUUCAUCUACUCAAUUACAAGUCUUUUUAUGGCUAAAGAAACAUGCAUACGAGUGCUUCUCCUCAGAUCAGACAUGUAACUUGAAGUAAUGAUGCCAGCUACAUGUCGACAUGAAGAAAAUUUCAAUGCCAUACUCUAGAAAAUUUCAGGCAAAGCAGUCUCCAUAGAGACCAUCAGAAACAUUAAAUAGUGCAUCUUUAUUCAUUUUAUUUUUGGCCCAUCCAUGGAAGUGCCUCCCUUGUCAUCAUGCAGUCAAUUUUACCAUCCAGCGAACUUGCAAUUUCUUUCUUGGAAAUGUCUAAAAGACUCCCACAGGUGAGACAAAAUUAUCCUAUCACCCACACUACAUUGUAUAAAGACAUUAAAAGCAGGCAUAUUUGUACAAAGAUGAGCUACGAACUUUGAAAUACUGGCAUUUGUUAACCACCAAAUGGACUUAAUGUUGCUAUAUUGUACAGAUAAUCAAAUGUUUGCUUGUUGAGAGAGCGCGAACACGGCAGGAGGGUUGAAAUUAGGAAGAAGCGACUUGCCAAGACUGCUAUUAGUCCUUGUUUGAACUAUCACGGAUACAGUGAGGAGGAGUGAAUACAACCCAGUGCAGAAGACACCAUUCAUUCCCUUUUGUUUUGCCUAAAGACGCUAAAAUCGUGCCUCUUAUUGACUUGCACCCUCGAUAUGUAUUAUUAUUACUAAGGGCAUUUGCGGUGAUGUAUUAUAGCCGUGUUUUUGUUCAUAGUUCUUGAGAUGCGAAAUAUCUUGGGAACAAUGUAAAACGAAUGUUAAGCAUCAAGGUUAACUCAGGCAAAACCUUUACUGAGAAGAAACAACUUAUUUUUAUGUAUUAUUUUACAAAAGAGACAAUACCCCCAUUUUAAACCUAUAUAUUUAAAUGGUGCCUUUUUAAACGCCAAUGUUUUCUCUAGUUACCCCCCUGCAAACUUCACACUACAACCAUCAUGCCUUCAACCUUUUGUAAGAAUACCUACAGAAUUACGCAUAUAUUUUAUUCAAAUAUAUAUUGAAGUCAAAUGUUAUAUUUCAGUACGGAUUUGAUACAAGAAAUCAGGAAGAUGCUAUUUUUAAUGGUAAUGGUUUGUAAAUAUUGUAACGGGCAUAUUAUCAGCAGUAUCUCCUGCCUUAGCAUUUCACCCUAGCCUUCUUAUUCUUGAGCUGUCUUUAUGUAAAAUAAUUAUCCAUUCAGGAGAAUGUCUAGAAAAAUUUUGGGUCAAAAUUGUACUUUUUAUUUUCCUUUGGUGGGGUUGACGUCGGUCUAAAGCAGACAGUACUAGUAAACAUUUUUAAGACUUUGUUUGCACUUGCUUUGUAGUACGUUUUGAAUUCUCGCCCCAUUGUAAAACUAUUCACUGUUUUGACCCAAAUAUAGAGGGAUACUGUAACAAAGUGAUAUUUAAUGAUGAAUUUUUAUGUAACCUAAUCAGAUAAAGGUACCUUCUCUGGUGGGGAAAUGGGUCAGGCAUUUAUUUGGGGGUCGGGCAUCUAUUGCUUUGCUUAUAAGGUUCCACAGUAUGAUAUUAAAAUGAUCCGACAAUGAUCCAUGACAACAAGCAGAUGAUACCACUAGACCAAGUAACAUGUAAGAUCUGUGAGAAGUGACACAUUUUGAGUCAUAAACAACCUGUAAUUGAAAAGAUACAAGAGAGGUAAGUUUUAUGUCAUACUUUGGAACAUCCCAGACAAAGCAAUAACAUGUUUAAGACGACCAGGUAGUGGACCCUCAACUAGACAAGUUGCAUAGCGCACCUUUUAAAGUAGCUUAUUUUGAUAAACUAUGAACUCUAAAUCAUCUAUGACCAUCUUUAUUCAAGUUAAUCCUGCCGUCUGCUGUUUAAAGACGUAAUUACUUGAUACUUGCACGCACUGGAAAUUCCGUCAGAAAACCUUGUUGCGGGAUCGGGAGACAGGGACUUCCCAUAAGUGCUGCUUUGGUUUGUGCCAGUGGAAAUGUGAUCCUACAUCUCUGCCAUCGACAUGCAUCAUUUAGCAGAGGGCUCACCACUCCUGGCCUAUUCACGCUCAGAAACCGCAGUUCAGCUCAUAUGUAACCUUUUUGACAAUUACAUUAUUAAAUUCAAAUUAUCAUCCAUGAUUUUCAGUGAGGGCCAUUUUGAGCCCUGCAAUUUGUAAUCAAGCAUGUCUAUUUUACUACCCAAUUGAAAAAUAUUAUAAAUAACUAUAUUCUGUAUAAUUUUGUUAAAUUUAUUAGCCUAACCACCAACUAAGUCAGUAUAUAGGUGACUUUAUAGACCAUUCUAUAUAUUAGAUAAGAGUUCAUAAUGCAGGUUAUAUGGUUUCACUGCGAAUAACUUUAUUGUUGCAUUGACAAAGUUACUCUAAGUCCAGAAUUCAUUUAUAUAAAACACAUGCUAGUAUAAUUUGCCACAUUUAAAUUAACAACUACUCUACCAGUCAAAACGUUGGACACAUUUUCUAUGAUUAUUUACACUAUCGAUUCUCACCGAAGGCAUCAAAACAAUGAACGGACACAUGGAAUUUAGUUAACAAAAAAUACUUUGAAUAUUUCAAUAUAAAAUAUUAAAAAAAAGGUUUUAGUAGUAACUUUUCUUUGAUACAUAAAUCCAUACAUCUUAUCAUAUGUGAUGUCUUCUGUAUGUAUAUAAAAUGUAGAAAAAGUUGCAAAGAUAAAAGAAAAUGCUGAAUUUGAGGGUGUGUCCAAACUUUUGACUGGUAGUGUAGUUGUCUAAAAUUCAUUUCUUAUUCAUAUCUGCUUCUCUUAACUUGAGGAAACCAGAAUAUAAGAAAUAUAAGAAAAUGUAUGUCCAAAACUCUAAAUUCAUCAUCUAAAAUGUUGCUUUGUUCCAGUCGAUCCCCUCUCAUUGUAUUUCUGUAUACUUUCAAACAUAUUACUGUUACUAUUGUAAUUAUUAUAUUAACUUUUGGAUUAUUUUGUAUACAGUCUCUCCUCCAUCUUUGAAUUUCUGUUCAGUUUUGCACUCAUUCAUUGACCUGUUUAAGUUCAUGCUUCAUGUAUUUUUUAACCUGAUUUUAUAACCAAUAUGGAUAAGAGGAGGGUCAUAUUUCCCCAUUUUGUUAAAUAGAGGGGAGAGCAAUUGUUUAAAUUUUUUUGGUAUUGUGUAUAUAUAAUUUUUUUCAUUUUUUUGGAGGAUUCUGUAAGAAAAACCUUAUACUGUUUAUUAAUAUCCAUUGUGAUUUUUGAAUUGUCUCUUUGGGUUGUGCCUUUGUCGGGACGUCCUGUACUUUCAUUUCUCUUCUCUCUGUUCAUCUACAUUUGUAAUUACACAAUAAUCAGGGUUAAUUAAAAGAGGUAAAUGUUU